ACAAGGCUCAAAUAAAAUACGUUAUCAAUUGGACCACCUCCGGUGCCCGGCCGAUAACCGGAAAAAAAACACAAAAAUGAAACCCGCCACUCUUCAAUGCUCAAGUCUUAAACCACGCAUAAACCCAAUUCGCCGGCGAUUUAAUCAGAAUUUAACAAAAUUUGCGCCGGAAUAUUCCAUUCGGCGGCUCAGUGUAUCUGCGACGGCCAGUGGCCGUCAGGCGAAACGGCGGGAUGUGAUCAUUACUCCAUUCAUUGCUAUUGGAGCUUGUGUUCUACAGUCGGCAGUGGCCAAAGCUGAAGAUAAAUCACCGGCGGAGAUAGAGACGCAGACGCAUAAGGUGGUGAGUACUACGGCGGACGGGCAGCAACCGGCGGCGGUGGAGGAUGAGGUGAUAAAUUCGAGGAUAUAUGAUGCUACGGUGAUAGGGGAGCCAAUGGCUCUGGGGAAGGACAAUAAUAAGGUGUGGGAGAAGCUGAUAAAUGCUCGGAUUGUGUAUUUAGGGGAAGCGGAGCAGGUUCCCAUACGAGAUGACAAAGUGUUGGAGCUUGAUAUUGUCAAGAAUUUGAGAAAGAGAUGCCUAGAAGCUGACCGCCCGAUUUCUUUGGCUCUGGAAGCUUUUCCAUGCAACUUACAGGGACAGCUCAAUCAGUACAUGGAGAAAGGGAUUGAUGGAGAGACCUUAAAGUCUUUGGUAACAUAUUGGUCACCUCAGUGUUGGCAAGAGUACGAGCCUCUCCUAAAUUAUUGUCGUGAUAAUGGGGUUCGGCUGAUUGCAUGUGGAGUCCCGCUUGAGGUCCUUCGUACAGUUCAAGCUGAAGGCGUCCGUGGGCUUUCUAAAUCUGAUCGUAAAAAAUUUGCUCCUCCAGCUGGUUCAGGCUUCAUCUCAGGUUUCACUUCUAUCUCUCGGAGAUCAUCUAUUGACAUAACUUUUCCCAAUCAAUCUGCUCCUUUUGGGCCAAGCUCAUAUCUUUCCAUACAAGCAAGAGUUGUUGAGGAUUACACAAUGUCCCAGACUAUUUUACAAGCUGUGAAAAAUGGUGAAUCUAAUGGUAUGCUAGUAGUAGUGACGGGUGCUAGCCAUGUUAAAUAUGGAUCAAGAGGAACUGGGCUGCCGGCAAGGAUUUCAGGGAAAAUGCAGAAGAAAAAUCAAGUGGUUAUACUGCUUGACCCUGAACGACAAAAUAUACGGAGGGAGGGAGAAGUCCCAGUUGCUGAUUUUUUGUGGUAUUCUGCAGCUAGACCUUGCAAUAGAAAUUGCUUUGAUCGUGCUGAAAUAGCUCGAGUGAUGAAUGCAGCUGGCCGGAAGAGAGAAGCCUUACCACAGGACCUUCAAAAAGGUCUAGAUCUUGGUCUUGUAUCACCAGAAGUGCUGCAGAAUUUUUUUGAUCUGGAGAAAUAUCCUAUCAUCUCGGAGCUAACUCAUCGUUUUCAGGGUUUCAGAGAAAGAUUACUGGCAGAUCCUAAAUUUCUUCACAGGUUAGCUAUAGAAGAAGCUAUAUCAAUCACGACUACCCUUAUAGCGCAGUGUGAGAGGCGUAAAGAAAAUUUCUUUGAGGAGCUUGAUUACGUUACUACAGACACAUUAAGGGGAAUAGUGGUUGAUUUUUUCACUGUGUGGCUUCCCGCUCCCACUUUUUCGUUCCUACAAAUCGGUGAUGACAUUGAUGCACCUGAUAGUAUAGAAGCAUUAAAAGGUCUUUUGGGGUCUAUCCCAGACAACGCAUUUCAGAAGAGUCUUGCAGGGAAGGACUGGAAUUCGAAUCAGAGAAUUGCAUCAGUACUUUUUGGAGGUCUCAAGCUGGCCAGCGUUGGAUUUAUUUCUAGCAUUGGAGCAGUGGCUUCCUCAAAUAUAUUGUAUUCAGUGCGGAAGUUUCUAAAUACAUCCAUUGCUGGCAAGCAAUGGAACAAACGAUCACCAAUAUUAAAAACAGCACUUGUGUAUGGAUGCUUUCUUGGAACAUCAGCAAAUCUACGAUAUCAGGUUAUUGCAGGAUUAGUGGAGCAUCGGAUUUCAGAACAAUUCACAGAUCAGACAUUCCUUGUAAAUAUGAUAUCUUUUGUAGCUCGAACAAUCAACUCUUACUGGGGAACUCAGCAAUGGGUUGAUCUUGCACGGUAUACAGGACUUCAGGCACGUAAGAGUGAAGAAAUUCCCUUUUGCGAUCCAGAUUCUUCAAAUAAUGCUGCUUUAGAGUGCAACAUCUCAGAAGAUGCCAACACUGAUGAAGUGCACAGUCAGUAGAUGAUACAUUUCCCGUCACACUGUCUGUAUAGCUUCUGGCAUGACCGUUAAGGAACGGGUUCCAGUUUUUGUGCAUACUGUGUUCUUCAAAUUUUGGCUAGCUUACAUAUUACAAUGAUGGGAAACAGAAAACCAUACUACCGAACCAUUGUUGACAUAGCACACUCAAUUUAGUCUAUCAUUUUUGUGAACCUCAUAAUUCCUUUCUCAAUUUUGUAUUGCCCAAACUACAGAUCAAUCUACGUAUAUUUUUUUAAGAACCUCAUGAUUCCUAUCUCAAUUUUGCAUUGCCCAA
Olea europaea var. sylvestris is the source of this 2540-nucleotide messenger RNA. RefSeq names its product protein RETICULATA-RELATED 6, chloroplastic-like. The record is from RefSeq and is a predicted model, not a curated record. Lineage: Eukaryota; Viridiplantae; Streptophyta; Magnoliopsida; Lamiales; Oleaceae.